GUCCAGGAAGAUAACGAAUUUGAAGGAGGGCAGAUGUGGGUUGUCGAGCGAGUCAACAAACUCGGGGUGCGGCUCUGUGUUUCCUCCCAAUUCAUAUUCUUGUAAUUUAAUCGAUUCUCCCACUCUGUUGUUUCACCGAAACCCAGCGCCACCCUCUCUUCAUCAUUACAAUUUUCUCACCUGAUCAUCACUGCCACCCGACCAAUUAACCAAUCUCAAUCCGGUGAAAACCCUAGUCAAUUCCUUAACUUUCACCAUUUCAUAUCAGCCGGCGCCUUUCUCUAUUGUCUUCUUUUUCCGUCCCCCGUCCAAUUAUUGUUCUUGGGUCAUCCUGAUCUGAACCUGCGGUGGAUUACAGAUUGAUCACGGAUUCAAUUCUGAAGAACCCACCAUAGAAUUUUGCAUUGUAACUGAGGUUGGAGAAAGAACAAUAGCAGUUGAUUUUCUUUGUCGAUAGUUUGUGGAAUGGCAGAUAAAGCAUGUAUCAAGAGGCUUCAAAAGGAAUAUAGAGCUCUUUGUAAAGAGCCUGUUUCACACAUUGUUGCUCGUCCUGCUCCCAGCGACAUUCUUGAGUGGCAUUAUGUUCUGGAGGGAAGUGAGGGAACUCCUUUUGCGGGAGGGUUCUACCAUGGAAAAAUUAAAUUUCCUCCAGAGUACCCAUUCAAACCUCCGGGAAUCAGCAUGAUCACCCCAAAUGGUCGGUUCAUGACACAGAAGAAAAUUUGCUUAUCUAUGAGUGACUUUCACCCAGAAAGUUGGAAUCCUAUGUGGUCUGUGUCCAGCAUACUUACCGGGCUUCUUUCCUUCAUGAUGGACAACAGUCCUACUACUGGCAGCGUGAAUACUACUGCUGCUGAGAAGGAACGCUUGGCAAAGGCAUCUCUUGCAUUCAAUUGUAAAAACCCAACCUUUAGAAAACUGUUUCCCGAAUACGUGGAGAAAUACAAUCAGCAGCAGAAAUCAGAACAGCUGGUUGCAGAACAGGCUUCACCGAAAUCACCAGAGGAAGGUGAAGGCAGGCACAUAAUGGAAAAGGUCAAGUCCGCAGAAGAGAACAUUAACAAAGCAGAUAGAGAGGACAUGAAAAGAAAUCGGAAGCAGUCGUUCCCUACAUGGAUGAUGUUGCUACUCUUCUCGAUCUUCGGCGUUUUAAUGGCAUUGCCUCUCCUUCAACCAUGAAACUCCAAAAUGGAAGGUCGCAUAGGUAAUGAUAGACAGACUAGUUUAUGCCAAGUCAAGGAUGCUCAUAUUUUUGCAUGUACUUAACAUAGUGUCUGUAUAGAUGGUCUGGUGUCUGUGAUGUGGCUUUUAUUUUGCUGAGAGUCUGUUAUGUUUGGAAUAGUUGCUUGAAAACUAAACCUCUUUGUUUGUCUAUAUAUGGUUUUAAAUACUAUUAAGUAUUAUAA
Messenger RNA from Benincasa hispida (wax gourd), 1406 nucleotides. RefSeq names its product ubiquitin-conjugating enzyme E2 34-like. Lineage: Eukaryota; Viridiplantae; Streptophyta; Magnoliopsida; Cucurbitales; Cucurbitaceae. The record is from RefSeq and is a predicted model, not a curated record.